CCCUUGUUCGUCCCGGGCAAGAUGGCGGCGGCGCUGCGGCUCUGGCGGGCUGGGCGGGGCUGGCCUCGGGACGGGCGCGCCGCGGCCGUUCUCCUGAACAAGUUUCUCUUGGCUAGACCAGUUACUGUCUUGACUAGACCAAUUGAGGACUAUCAUCACCAUCAUCAUUAUCAUCAGACAUGCAAAUUUCACACAUCUCCCAGGAGUUUUGUUACUCCCAGCUCUCGAGCAAGCCAUUUCUUGGGCAUUAAAGUGCUGCAUCUGUUGGCAGCUGGUUCGGGGGGCGCCUCUCUACACUGGACCAGCGAGCGAGCAGUCAGCGUCCUCCUGCUUGGACUCCUGCCAGCAGCCUAUCUGUAUCCUGGAGCGGCUGUGGACUACUCCCUGGCAGCAACUCUCACACUCCACGGUCACUGGGGUCUUGGGCAACUUGUAACUGACUACGUCCACGGAAAGACAUCCAUUAAACUGGCCAAUGCUGGCCUCUACCUGCUUUCAGCAGCCACCUUUGCUGGCCUCUGCUACUUCAACUACCACGAUGUGGGCAUCUGCAGGGCAGUGGCCAUGCUGUGGAGCCUCUGAGACCUGCCAACAGAAUCCAGCGCUUGUUCACCGUGGUCUCUGCUUCUUUACAUUAUUAUUGAGUCUUUGAGUAUGGGGGAGAGAGCAACAAAGGGUUUGCUCUGCACGUAGCUGAAUGGCUUGAGGGAAACACCCACAUCCAUGUCCACAGCUGUAGCCAUGCAGAAAAUCUGGGAUCUCUUGCUAAGGAGAGAAUUAGAUCUGAAACAAGCUCGGAUCUGGGAAGAGCACCCAGGCAAAGCUUUGGCAUCUACUGGGAGCCACUGCAGAUGGGUGGCUGUUUCCCUGUCGAGCGGCAGGCUGGGUGCAGCAUCGCUCGUUUUGAUCUCUCGCCUCAUGUUUUUGGCCCUCUUGUUGCAAUGAAUGAAGGAUGUCUGUGGCAUCUUGUGCCAUGCAGAAGGGAAGACCUUUGUUUAAACUAUGUACAAUAAAGGAUUUAUAGAACCUGUAA
This is a messenger RNA of Candoia aspera, 1033 nucleotides long. It is a transcript of the gene SDHD, whose product is annotated as succinate dehydrogenase complex subunit D. Bases 22 to 582 code for a protein of 186 amino acids. The record is from RefSeq and is a predicted model, not a curated record. Gene Ontology annotation, biological process: tricarboxylic acid cycle; mitochondrial electron transport, succinate to ubiquinone. Gene Ontology annotation, molecular function: ubiquinone binding; succinate dehydrogenase (quinone) activity; heme binding. Lineage: Eukaryota; Metazoa; Chordata; Lepidosauria; Squamata; Candoiidae. Gene Ontology annotation, cellular component: mitochondrial envelope; membrane. The transcript is spliced from 4 exons.